GUGAAUUAAGAUGGCUUUAAAAUGUAUUGAAAUACAUAAAAGCGACAUUAGUAUCGUAUACAUAUCCAUGCACACGUACAUAUGCAUAUUAAAUUCAUGCGAAAACGUUUUAAGUAUCGCGUAAAAUUAUAAGAAGAUUUAUUGCAUUAAGUGAGAAUAAUACGUGGCUUGUAGAUAAACACCAACGCAAGUUAAAGAUUCAAAAUCGAAAUAAAUGAAAAUUGUUUGUUGAUUGCGUUACUCGAGUAUUGAACGAUUCAAUACCAAAAAAAAUAGUAAAAAAUAUAAGAAGAAGCUCAUUAGCGAAAUUGUGGUCGAAGAAAUUAUGGUAAAACUCUAUAAACUAAAGCUGCCCAUCGCUGUAUACUGGAAUGUUUUAGUGAUCGGGUAGAUAUAUAUUUAGCAGCGACCAGUAAGCGUAUAGGAAUCUUUCAACAUACAAAUUUGGUUUAUAUAAAAAUACACAUACUAUGCAGAUAUCCAAAAGAUGGCAAAAUCACGGAGUGUUCUCUACGCUGCUGGGGUAACUUGCUUAGGAUUUCUGUGUUUUGCAUUAGCCUCAGCUGCUAUAGGAAUACCUAUUUGGGGUUACUAUGAUAGUCCAACGGGGGGCUACGAUUUCGAUCGAGGAUAUUUUGGUCUCUUCAAAGUUUGCAAACAGCUAACAUAUAACCGGGAAAAAUGUGGUAAUGAUGUUUCGAAAUUUCGACUAUCCACGGUCGUAAACAUAAGUGGUCUAUUAACCAUUUUAAGUUCGGCAGCUCUUGGUAUUUUCUGUGUUCUAUCGGUAAUACAAAUAGCGAUGAUAUCUUCCCGUGAGAAAGUUGUAAUGCCUUACAAUACAUUGGUUAUUUUUAAGAUGAUAUUGGCGCUGAUUGCAUGCUUGUUGGCUACUAUCGCAACUGUAAUGUUCGCUCUGCAAAUCGAUGAUUCAGAAAAAUAUGGCUUCAAAAUUUCUCGAGGCAUAUCUUUUUAUUUGCAGAUUGUAGUUAUCGUAUUAACCAUUGGACUUUUUCUUGCUGCUCUUUACGAUGUACUUUUCUCACGUCGGAUGGGUGGAGACCCCACAAUGAUUGUGGAUACUUCUUCAGCAGCCAGCGCCACGACAUAUAACAAUCCUGGUUACAAAGAGUCACGUUCAAGGAACGGCGUUUCGGUAACUGAUGCAUCUGGCAGGCCUUAUAGCAAUAUACGAAAUGGUGGAAGUGUGGCAUCUAUGUCCACUACAAUGACUAGCGUAUCAAACGGCUCAACAGUGGAAUCAUUAACACGUUCUCCCCUUCGCUCCAGUUUAAAGAAACCACGUCCACCUCGUGACCCUGCGUUAGGCAUUCCGAACCCUGGAUUUUCUGGAUCGGGAAGCUCGCCGCCUAUGCACCGUAGUAAUAGUGUAAAAAAAGUACGCAUUCAAACACAUAGCACAGAAGUUUGAAAUUUGAACAGGAAUUAAUAUUGUAUCGUAUGAUACAAAAAGUAAAAAAUGACAAAACUGUGGAUACAAAGCAGAAUAGUAAUUGGACAUUUGGCUAUGUACAGAAAAAAUUUGCACAGUUUUAGAAAGAUAUAUACAUAUUACAUAUGUAGACAUUUACUGAGAGGCAAAAGCAAGACAAAUUCAUGGCUUAGUGUCAUUAUGAAGAAUAUACCUUUAUACAUUUUGUUUUACCAUUUGCGUUUAGACUUUUACAAUUUAUAUAUACAUACACAUAAAAUUUGUUCUAGAUUUUAGCAUUGACUAACUUGAAUAACUAAAAUAAAUUUCGAUGCGUGUCACCUGGUAUAAAGCUACCUUGGAUAAAAGUAAAUAAAUACAGACUUCAAAAGUAAAUUCAUAGUUCCUGUAACG
Molecule: messenger RNA, 1846 nt
Organism: Zeugodacus cucurbitae (melon fly)
Lineage: Eukaryota; Metazoa; Arthropoda; Insecta; Diptera; Tephritidae
Exons: 8
Coding region: 488-1432 (314 amino acids)
Source: RefSeq, a predicted model, not a curated record